This is a messenger RNA of Culex pipiens pallens (northern house mosquito), 8550 nucleotides long. RefSeq names its product zinc finger MIZ domain-containing protein 2-like. The record is from RefSeq and is a predicted model, not a curated record. Gene Ontology annotation, molecular function: SUMO ligase activity; zinc ion binding. Bases 2033 to 4996 code for a protein of 987 amino acids. The transcript is spliced from 12 exons. NCBI's taxonomy places the organism in Eukaryota, Metazoa, Arthropoda, Insecta, Diptera, Culicidae. Gene Ontology annotation, biological process: protein sumoylation; regulation of transcription by RNA polymerase II.
AAUAUCAGACGAGCUGUUUAGUCUAUCGUUUACCUCUCGACUUGACGCGCGACCUCCGAGAGCGAAGGGAAAAACGUACACACACUCGAACGCAGUGCGGUGCCCAAAUUUCGACUCGGGGAACAUUGGGAACGGAAAAAAAACGAAACGAAAGGAUAGCGGGAACGAAAAAAAUUCCGAAUUACGAGGGUAGAGUGUUUCCCACCAGGACGAAGCGAGAAAGAAGAGGAGAAAAAAAAGCCGGGAGGAAACACGCGAGGGAAACUUGUCAACAGGACGAAGAGAACCAGUGUGGGAAACGAACGAAAAGAAAAAGGAAGGAAGGAAGUGGGAAAACCGAAAAACCAAGGGAAGUCGGAUUGGACAAAAAUUGCAUCUGUCAGGAUCGGCGGCGUAUCCUUGGCGGGUGAAUCGAGUGUGUUUUGAAACGGUGCAAUCCAGCGAGGCAGCUCUCGACAGCGUGUUGCACACAGAACGAAGGGAAACGGAGAGCACACAACAAAUUGAAAAUAAAAAUAGGAAAUAGAGGGAAGGAUCGUGUGUGUGCGUGUGUAUUUGGGGGAAAAACGUCUGUUGUUACUAGAGGCAAACAACAGCAGAAGAAAUAUAAUUGCUGAACGUGAAGUGAGGAUCAAGAAUUGAUCAAAACGAAAGGAAUGAUUACACCAUUAGGGCCUGAUUAAGUGCAGCGGAAGCAGUUGAACGAACACGGACGACGCCGCCAUUUGUCCGGCUGUCCGGUUGUGACCACGCCGUCAUCAUCAGCUGUAUGCGUGAAGAAGGUCUAGGCUAACGGAUUAACCGUAUGUGUGUGUUUGUACACAAUGUACACAAUAGAUGACCUUCACACACCACCGUGGCAGUGAAAGCAACAGCGAAUGUUUUUGUGCUAUCAGUGCACGGUUUGACAAAUUAAGUGUGAGUGCGAAAUAAUUAUCGGCGUGACACAACGAAGAAACCGAAAUCGACACACACCGAAAUAAAGCAGCAGCAGUAACAGCGAAAAUAAUAGGCGAAAGAGAAGAAAACAAAGUGUCAGCUAAUAACAUAUUAGAGAGAAAGAGAAUAGAUAAGCACGGAAAGUGUGUGUACAGGUGAAGCACUGCAGUAGUAGCGCAGCAGCAAAAAAACGAGCAAAAUAACAGGAAAAAAAAUCGCAAUCAACGGAUGAAGAGAGGAAACACCGCCAAGGAAGGUCUGUGUAAGUGUGAUUGUAUGUGUGUGUGUGAUCGUGUGCAAAAUAUAAUAACAACCCAACAGUGAAAAUAGCCGCAAAAAGUGAGGCAAAAUACGAAAAAGGGAAGAAACCAAACAAGAAGAUACACACAAGCGCUCUCUCCUAAGUUACAAAACACCGAAUCGAGCUGCAAAUAAGAAGCCAAAAAAGUAUCAAAGCAAAAAAAAGUGAUCAACAGUCAAAAAGAAGGUGCAGAGUGUCGAAUAAAAAAAAACGCAAAAAUAAAAACGGUGAUCAUUUCAACUGCGCGCGAAUUAAAAUUCAAAGGAAGCAACCCAGAAGAUCUCGCGUGCCGAACCAGCAAAAACAACAGCAGCAGCAGCAGAAGCAGCAGCAGCAUUCCAGCUGGUUGACCUGUGUACGAGCGUUGAAGACUCGCUGCGAGCCGAAGCCGGGCAGCUAAAACAGGUUCACGAUUUGGAUUAGCUGUCAUCGCGGUCGCCGAAUCCGACUCCGCAGCAGGCCUGAAUGGAUUAUCUACGAGGAGCACUCUAAUUCACAAACAGGUUGGUUCAAUGUUCUAUCCAUGGUGCAACAACACAAUCUAAGUGUAUGAAUACUAUAUGACCAGGCUAUGAGUGCCCAGGGGGGCUCCCUAGGGGCUCCGUCAUUGGGUGUUGUAGAAUCUCCACCACGCGGAGAAUUCAACAAAAUCACAACGAGUAAUUCAAGGUGCAUCGCAUCCGGAACAUCGAAGCAAUAAAUGCGACGAACUAGUGCGCGGCCUAGGAAGUGAAUAUUAGUGCUUCUCUCUCUCGUAAAACGAAACAUCACAACGGGUUCUUUUGAAAAGCUAUGGUUGCAGCAGCCGGAGGUCAACAAGGCGGAAUGGAUGUCGGAUAUAACCCUCAGAUGAACAACAUGGCGAUGCACUCGCAGUCAUCAUGGAACCAAAUGAACGGCAUGAACCAAAUGGGUGGUGGAAUGAAUCAAAUGAGUGGCGGUGGUGGUGGUGGAGGAGGAGGAGGAGGAGUAGCAGGAGGAAUGAACCAGAUGGGUUCCGGGAUGAGCCAUAUGAGCCAAAUGGGAGCAGGAAACGGCGGUGCAGGAAAUGGAGGAGUCGGCGUGGGAACGACAACCGGUGCGCCUGGUAACAUGGGGUCCAUGACCGGCAUGCAGAUGAAUCAGAUGGGUUCGAUGAACGGAAUGGGCAGCUACGGAAGGCAUCACCAACAGAUGAAUCCAAUGGCCCAAAUGAUGAACAUGGGCAUGGGUAUGGGAGGUCAAAUGGUACCGGGUGGUGGCAUGAAUGGAAUGAACCAGAUGAACGCCGGUAUGAACCCGCUUAAUCAAAUGAAUCAAAUGUCGCCGAUGUCUAAAAUGCAAGGAAUGGCCAACGGAUACCCUCCGCAUCCACGGCGGAUGGCGCCAUAUCCAAACCCACAAAUGCAGAUGGCUCAAAAGCGAUCGAUGUAUGGAAUGGGGCAGCAAGGAAUGCCCGGAGCUGGUUCGCAAUUCCCACCUCUCCAAGCUUCGGGAGUUCCGCUACCCAUGCAAGCCAACACAGGCUACGGCAGGCAUGGACCAAUGCCUAUGAACUACAGGGGUGGACCUCCAAUGAUCCAGCGGCAACAGACGCCCCCCUACGCAGCAGCUGGUGGCCACAGUCAACAGUAUUACAACACGGGCUACCAAAAUAUGCAAGGCUACCAGCCGGACAUCCGGAUGAACUACCAGCAUAGUCCUGUGCCAGGAAAUCCCACACCUCCACUCACACCCGCCUCUUCCAUGACACCUUACAUCAGUCCAAAUCCGGAUCUGAAGCCAAACCUACCACACAAAGACGAAGAACUGCGACUGACCUUCCCCGUGAGGGACGGCAUCCUGUUGCCACCGUUUCGACUAGAACAUAACCUCGCCGUCAGCAAUCACGUGUUCCAGCUCAAGUCUACCGUGUACAAUACUCUAAUGUGUCGACCCGAUCUGGAACUACAACUUAAAUGUUUCCAUCACGAGGACCGACAGAUGAACACUAACUGGCCAGCCAGCGUGCAAGUCUCGGCCAACUCUACGCCACUCGAGAUUGACCGGGGUGACAACAAGAACACUCACCGGCCACUCUACCUGAAGCAAGUUUGUCAGCCAGGACGGAAUACGAUUCAAAUCACCGUUAGCACAUGUUGUUGUUCACACCUCUUCGUACUUCAACUGGUGCAUCGGCCGUCGGUCAACCACGUACUUCAUACGCUUCUGAAGCGAAACCUUCUGUCGGCCGAACAAGCAGUAGCCAAAAUCAAACGAAACUUUGCAGUCGGGCACACAACGAGUCCCAACCAGCCACUGGGGGGAAAUGGACCUGGAGUCGACAAGGAUUCGCUCGAAACGGCUACCUCUACCAAAGUCUCUCUCAAGUGUACCAUCACCUCCAAGCGAAUAGCACUUCCAGCGCGAGGUCACGACUGCAAGCACAUCCAAUGCUUCGACCUCGAGGCGUACCUGGCACUCAACUGUGAACGUGGCAACUGGCGAUGCCCUGUGUGCAAUAAACCCGCCCUCACUGAAGGUCUUGAAAUCGAUCAGUACAUGUGGGCGAUCCUAAACACGCUAAACUCUUCCAACACCCCCAACGGCAUGGACACGGAAGAGGUUGUGAUUGAUUCACAGGCCAACUGGCGAGCAAUAAAACCGGCUGGGGGAAGUGGCAAUAGCAGCAUACCUAGCGGCAGCACGACUGCUCCCGGUAGAAACACUCCGGGCAACGAUGGCAGUGGCCGAGCAAGUUCAACCCCGGGACUGCCAAACAUCAAACCCGACCCCGAUGGAGACAGCAAGCAGUUCAGCAAAGUCAUGUCUCCGGGGUCGACUUCGUUACCUACGUGGGACAACAUGAACGCCAUGAGUCCUUACAUGAGCCCAGAUAUGAGCUCAAUUGCCAGUGGAAGCAUGAUGGGAUCAAACUAUAACCAACGAACGCAGUUUGAUUCGUUCGGAAAUCCUAUCAAACAAGAGCCAGGAUCUACUGCACCUGGCGGAGGUAGUACGAAUGGGCCUGGAACUCCAGGUGACUUUGGAAACAAUCCUCUAGCACACCUCAGUGACUCUGUCAAUUCGCUGGAUCCAUUGAACGCGAUGGAGAAAUCCCUAAAUGACCAGAUGCCCCACACACCUCACACUCCACAUACGCCCGGUGGAGGAAACUCUUCCGGUCAUCCAAUGACCCCUGGUGGACCGCCAAGCGUACCACCAGCCAACGAUAGCAACUCAAGUCAAUCUGGAAAUGGAAACAGCAUCAACAACAGUAGCAGUAGUGCAUGUUCUCCAUCGAAAAUCGACUCUGUCGGCAACAACAACAAUCAAAACAGCCAUAGUAAUCCGGGAGCAAACAGUCUGAUGCAUUCCCCCCAACAUCAGCAAGCCAUGGGCAUGGGUAACAACCCAGCGGCGAACAUCAUGAACUCACCCCAGAGUCUCAUGAAUUCACCACAAAACAUGAUGAACUCUCCUCAGAGUAUGAUCAACUCAACCAACAAUCUCCAACAAAACCUGAUGAACACGAUGAACUCGAUGAUGCAAAAUCAACAGCAAAAUGGUCUCGUUGGAUUGACGGACGUAGAUCUGCCCGCCGAUCUUAACUUUGAUCCUGCUGCGGUCAUUGAGGGUGAAGGCGGUAACGAUUUAAAUCUCCUUCCUGACAACGUGGUCGAUCCGAUGGAGCUUCUGUCUUACCUAGACCCACCACCCGACUUGAACACACCUCCUUCCAGUGGAUCUAGCAACAAUGCCAACAGUGACGACAUACUGGCCGCACUGUUUGACUAGAGGGGUUCAAUCUACUACAGAAGUUAUGCAAGCUAAAAUGUGAUGGGUUUUUGUUUUCGUUUGUCAUUUUCAGAUAUACAUACACCGAAAAUUGUCAAAAUUGUUUGUAUAGGCAUUGUUUUUCUAUUUAUGUAAAGAACGGAUUGGUUCGAUUUGGGAAGAAAAAACGAACAUUUUAAGCAAAAUGUAUGAAAUGUGAUUUCGAAUGUGGCGCUAAUCUAAUUUAAAAAAAAAACAAUAUAAAGAGAACGGUUACAAAUUUAUACAAAACCAAUUCAAAAAGUGGACCUAGCAAGUGAUAGCCAAAAAAGGUUUUUGUAUCCCCUGUUUCGCCACAAGAGAUGAAACACGUAACGCGUAAGUUUUAAUUAAAUAUUUAUUUUCCACAAAAUAGGUUUAGACAUUUGUAAAAAGAAAAUUAUUUAUUUUGUACAAAACAAGAUGGAAAAUGUUAAGUGUAUAAUUUGUCCUUUGUUUCUGGGGGAUUACGGAUCGACUCUGUUUUAUAGAGAUGAAAAUGAUCUUACAUACAUUAUUUAACUAAAAUGCAAAAAUAAGAGAAUUGUUUAAGUGAAAUGUUAAACUUGCUGAUAUUAAAUUUUAAUCAAAAAUGUACAAAAGAAGUAAGAAACUAUUAAAUAUAAAUUUAAAAUAUUGCACAUAAAAACAACUAACUAAAUUUAAACUAAGUCAAACACUUGCAUUAGAACAAACACAGAUGUCUGCUUUGCAGAUGCGUGAAAACAUUUUGUUUCAUUUUGUCUCCAAUCAAUAUUGCUCUCAAAUCAACUUGGCUGAACAGAUAUGUGUAUUACCAAAUCAACGUGAUCAGAUCAAUAAGCUAGUUAAUCCUGUAAAAGUGUUACAAUCAACACAAUUACCCGAAAUGAAUGGCUCUGAAAAUUAUUUGUCGUAGGCAUUUGAGAGCUAAAACAUGCAAAGAAAAAUAUUUUUAAAAAAUGACCCUCCCCAAAUGCAUAACAAAACAGCUGACACUUUAAAUACAAUGUAAAAAAUCGAAACAGCACACACAUCUUGUGGAUACGGUUGCAUUAUUAUUUUUGCUCUCUUAAAUGUUUGUAGAGAAAUAAAAUUAAUCAACCUGAGCAACUCUCUACCAAAACCGGAAAUGGAUUUUAUUUGUAUUUUUUUAUUUGGCUCAAACUUUGUGGGGCCUUCCCUAUGACCAAAGAAGCUAUUUUGUGUCAUUGGUUCACCCAUACAAGUCUCCAUACUAUUUUGGCAACUGUCCAUACAAAAAUGGUACGUAAAUAUAUACAGUUAAACCUCGCAUAGUGCACAGGCGUUACGUUUUUUAUUUCUUCGAUAACUCUAAAAUGACACAAUAUUCUUGCUAUCUUUUAGAAGCUAAUUGUAGAUUGGAACAAGACGAACAAAUUGCUUCAAAAAGAUUGCAAAAAAUGUAUGGCAUGUUUGAGAAAUGGACGAAAUACAAAGCGUAACGGCUGCGCUUUAUGCGAGGUAAACAGCUAUUACUUUUGAGUGAAUUUUCUGAUCAAUUUGGUUUCUUCGGCAAGGUUGUAGGUAUUGUUGAGGAAUAUUAAGAAAACAAUAGGCCGAUUUUUUUGUUAACAUUUUUUUCAUAAAAACUCAGUUUCCCAAAAUACAAAUUUAUUUUCGAGAUUUUUUGAUAUGUUUUAGGGGACAAAAACCCGCAAAUUUUAAGCUAUAGAGCAGUAUGUUCAAAAAAUCUGCCGCCUUCUUUUUCUUUAAGCCGACAAUAGACAAUAGACAAUAGAAAAUUUUCGAAAAACUGCAAAUAUUUAGUUAAAAUCAAACUUUCGGUGGCAAUAUCUUGAAAACGGUACCCUUUAUCAAAAAAUCUGUAAAGUACUUUUCGAUUGCAAAUUUAAUUUUACAUAAAAAGUUGAGGUAAUUUUUUUUGCAUAAAAUUUAGUUUUUUUCCAAAAACACAUUUUUUUCAAAAAUUCAAAACUUGGCGGCAGAUUUUUUAAACAUACUUCUCUAUAGCUGGAAAAAUGCGGGUUUUUGUCCCCUAAAACAUAUCAAAAAAUCUCGAAAAUCAAAAAAUACAUAUUUUGGGAAUUUGAGUUUUUGUUAAAAAAAAGUUAAUAAUAAAAUCGACAACUUUUUUUCCGUGUACAUAUUUUUUUCUUAAUAGUCCUUACCAAUACCUACAACUUUGCCAAAAAUUGAUCAGAAAAUUCACUCAAAAGUAACAGCUGUUUAUAUAUUAACGUACCAUUUUUGUAUGGACAGUUGCCAAAAUAGUAUGGAGACUUGCAUGGGUGAACCAACGACACAAAAUAGCUUCUUUGGUCAUAGGAAAGGCCUCCACAAAGUUUGAGCCAAAUCAUAAAAUAGUCGAAAUCGGCCGAUUUCGUAGAGAAUUGCUCAACCUGUAUUUUGAAAACAUAACACAAUCUGGAUCAAAUAUUAACUUAAAAAUUGCGUAAAGCAGUAAAAGAUCUAGUAAUCGUUCGGAGAGAAAACUAACAAAUAAACGGCUUCAACGUAGUGACCUAUGAUUUCACUGUAAAAAUAUAAGUACACAGCACAUGAAUCGGUCAAUCAAGAUGGCGAUGAAACAAGGCCAGUAUUUUUAUACAUUUAAAAAACAAUAGAAUCAUAGCCAGCUUUUGUUCCUUUAAUCAUGAUUCACUUUCUCAUUUUGCUUCCUGAUUUUUUGCAGGAAGAAGGCUAAUUUUAUUAUUUUUACAGUCUAUGCCAUUCAGUUUCCAACACAUUUUUUUUGCUGUUCUCUAUAUAUCAGAUGUCAUUAAAAUGAAACAAGAAGUAAAUCCUCGAAAUUAUGGGAAACAGUUUUUGGUUCCUCUCGCGAAUAAAAGUUCCAAGCAUAACGAGAUAGUUAUUUAGUUUAGCAAAGGUCAGACAUCAAUCCACAACAUCAACGGUUAUGACCGUUCCUCAAAUAUAAUCAUUUUUUUGGUUAAAUUUUGACAACUCAGCAAUACUUGGUAAUACCAUAAAUGAAUACAAAUACUAUUAUUUCGAAAUGAAACCACUACAAUCUUGCAAAAUCCAAAAUCAAUCAAAGUAAUAAUGGUUUGGGUUCAAUCGUCAACAAGAAAAUUACAAAAUACACAACAACGCGUAAAAUGGAAUUUUAUACAAAAUCAUCAGAUAAACAUAAUCCAGAUAACUUAAAAUCGAACUCAAACAAACACAAUGCAAACAAAAAUCCAAACCCAAACGCAAAAUAUAGACAUUAACAAAUGCGGCAAUGAUUUUACCUUGUGUAGAAAUGACAAACACACUUUUAAAUAAUUUGGAUAAAACAAAACUUUUAAAUAAAUGGCAAAGAGAUAUACAAACAAUCAAGCAAAACAUAAAACUUAAGCACAUAAAUGUCAAAAUUCUUCCGAACGCAAGACAACAUUUUGAAAACAUAAACUUGUUUCGCAUUAUUUAUUGAAUUUUUCCUCCUAUUUAUUUCUUCCCGCGACAAACAAUAAAAACUACAAUUAUCAAUUUUGGUUGGUACUACCGUAUAAUACUUGCGAUAAGCAAAGCAAGUUGACAAGGUUCACAUGUAUUAUUUUGUAAAUAGU